Messenger RNA from Haliotis rufescens (red abalone), 992 nucleotides. Its product is annotated as ATP-dependent RNA helicase glh-2-like. The record is from RefSeq and is a predicted model, not a curated record. The transcript is spliced from 3 exons. Lineage: Eukaryota; Metazoa; Mollusca; Gastropoda; Lepetellida; Haliotidae. The coding region runs from base 153 to 872 and encodes 239 amino acids.
AUUUGACUGACAGAUUACAUGGGUUAUGCCCCCUCGGAUAAUCAUGGUGCUAAUUGCGUAUCAUGCCCAUGGGAUAAUAUAUAAAACCGGAAAACGCUUUUCGAUCGGAACCAGAAGCUCGGCCCGACCGUCUGUUCAAGUUACCCCUAACAAUGAAGGCUGUUCCCACCCUCCUCGUUUUACUGGCUGUCGCCUUGGCAACAAACGCGCAAAUAGGGCGAUUUAACCCGUUUAAUCGGUUUGGUGGCUUUGGACGCAUUGGCAGACUCGGAGGAGGCUUUGGAGGCUUAAGAGGCUUAGGAGGCUUAAGCGGACUCGGCAACGUCGGUAGUAGUUUCGGCUUCCUGUCCGUUCCGAGAACCACUGUCGGCUUUGGCUUCGGCUUCCCCACAACAGGAACCGGACAAACCAACUUUAACGGUCUAAACGGAUUCAAUAACUUUCAGCCGGGCCUGAACGGGUUCCAGGGAUUUCCGGGUUUCUCCGGUUUUACUGGGGCAAACAUAAAUGGUUUAAACCAAUUCGGUUUCAACAACGGAUUCAACGGAUUCACCAACGGGUUGAACGGAUUGAACGGAUUGAACGGAUUCACCAACGGGUUGAACGGAUUCAACACCGGAUUGAACGGAUUCAACACCGGAUUGAACGGAUUCAACACCGGAUUGAACGGAUUCACCAACGGAUUCAACACCGGAUUGAACGGAUUCAACACCGGAUUGAACGGAUUCACCAACGGGUUCAGCGGUUUCACGGGAUUAAAUGGAUUCACCGGAUUUAAUAGCAAUGGUUUAACUUUACCAACCACAACCGGGACAGGUACUGGGACGGGUACAGGAACGGGAACUGGAAUUGGUGACGGCAUCAAUGGGUAGAACGGGUUUGAAAACAGGUAUCACACUCCCGGAAGUCCUUUACGUUGCUCCGUCGCUUGUCUGGUUGCCUCAGCUGUAGGGUCGGAGAAAGAAAAUAAGAAAAUAAAGCUCUUGAGCACU